AUGAGUCAAUAUAAGCAGUUUGGUGGUGGAGCCCAGAAGAAGGGUUUCAGCUCAUCCUCUGUGUCCAGAAGUAGUGGAAGCUUUGGAGGUGCUGGAGGUGCUGGAGGUGCUGGAGGUGCUUAUGGAGCUGGUGGAGGAGGUUUUGGUAGCAGAAGCCUUUUUAACGUGGGAGGUAGAAAGACCAUUUCCAUAAGUACCGCAGGAGGUGGAGCUGGAGGAAGCUUUGGUGGUGGCUUUGGUGGUGGCUUUGGUGCUGGUGGCGGUGGAGGUUCUGGAUAUGGCUCUGGGUUUGGAGCUGGUAGUGGAGCAGGCUAUGGAAUUGGUGGAGGAGCAGGCUUUGGUGGGUUUGGUGGUGGAGCUGGAUUUCCAGUGUGCCCACCUGGGGGGAUCCAAGAAGUAACAAUUAAUCAGCACCUCUUAGCUCCCCUGAAUCUGGAAAUUGACCCAAAUAUUCAGAGAGUCCGUACAGAAGAGAGAGAACAAAUUAAGACCCUCAACAAUAAGUUUGCAUCUUUUAUUGACAAGGUCCGCUUCUUAGAGCAACAGAAUAAAGUACUGGAGACUAAGUGGAGUCUCUUGCAAGAGCAAGGUGUUAAAACAGUUAAAAGCAAUAUUGAACCUCUCUUUGAAACCUACAUCAAUGCACUUAGGAGACAGCUGGAUAGUCUAGCCAAUGACAAAUCUCGUUUGGAUGCAGAACUUAGACAAGUGCAGGACUGCGUUGAGGAUUUCAAGACCAAGUACGAAGAUGAAAUUAACAAGAGAACAGCAGCAGAGAAUGAUUUUGUGGUGCUUAAAAAGGAUGUGGAUGCUGCUUACAUGAACAAGGUUGAGCUGGAAUGCAAGGUGGAUGCCCUGACUGAUGAGAUCAACUUCCUGAGGGCCCUGUAUGAAGCGGAACUCCUCCAAAUGCAAGGACAGAUCUCAGAUACCCAGGUUAUUUUGUCCAUGGACAACAACAGAGCUUUGGAUCUGGAUGGCAUCAUUGCAGAAGUCAAAGCUCAGUAUGAGGACAUUGCCAACAGAAGCCGCCAAGAGGCAGAAUCCUGGUAUCAAACUAAAUAUGAAGAGCUCCAGGUCUCAGCUGGUAGACAUGGUGAUGAUCUGAAGACCACAAAAACUGAAAUAUCUGAACUGAACCGUUUGAUUAGCAGACUGCGCUCUGAAAUUGAAAACGUGAAGAAACAGUGUGCCAAGCUACAAGCUUCAAUUGCUGAGGCAGAAGAACGUGGAGAGCUUGCAAUAAAGGAUGCCAAGCACAAACUUACAGAGUUAGAGGAAGCUCUGCAAAAGGCCAAGCAGGACAUGGCUCGCCAGCUGAAAGAUUAUCAGGAACUGAUGAAUGUCAAACUUGCUCUUGAUAUUGAAAUUGCCACUUACAGAAAACUGCUGGAAGGAGAGGAGAGCAGGCUGGCAGGGGAAGGUGUAGGAGCUGUGAACAUCUCUGUUGUAAGCUCAUCCUAUGGUGGCAGUGGCGGAUACGGUAUGGGCGGUGGAAGUGGAAUGGGUGUCGGAGGUGGAAUCGGUUUUGGAAGUGGAAGCGGUUUUGGAAGCGGAAGCGGUUUUGGAAGUGGAGGCGGAUAUGGAAUUGGAGGAGGAAGCAGUAGCUAUGGCGGUGGUCUAGGAGGAGGCAUUGGUGGAGGAAGCUUCAGUACUGGCAGUGCAAAAAUGGCUAAUUUUGGUUCUGGAAGUGGCAGCAGCUCAAGCGUAAAAAUUAUCUCAAAGACCUCCACAAGUUCCCGAAGGCUUUAA
Staurois parvus is the source of this 1752-nucleotide messenger RNA. The record is from the annotation of a GenBank genome assembly. Lineage: Eukaryota; Metazoa; Chordata; Amphibia; Anura; Ranidae.